Molecule: messenger RNA, 501 nt
Organism: Pleurotus ostreatus (oyster mushroom)
Lineage: Eukaryota; Fungi; Basidiomycota; Agaricomycetes; Agaricales; Pleurotaceae
Exons: 4
Coding region: 1-501 (166 amino acids)
Cellular component (GO): cytosol; mitochondrion
Molecular function (GO): deaminase activity
Source: RefSeq, a predicted model, not a curated record
AUGUUCUCUCAUCUCGUGUUACGGACUUCACCAGUUCGUGCAAUCAGGCUCCAUCGAUUUGCGUCUUCUCGAUUCCCUUCGUCGCCGGUCAGGAAGAUGUCUUCAAUCCAAACCCAUCCUAGCUUGAGCGUUGUAUCCACCCAAAAUGCACCUGCUGCCGUAGGACCGUAUUCUCAGGCCAUUAAAGUUGGAGAACUAGUUUUCUGCUCGGGCUGCAUCCCCUUUGAUCCUAAGACUGCUCAAGUCGUGGAGGGGGGCAUCGAGGAGCAGACCGAACAGGCUCUGAAGAACUUGCGGGCAGUCGUGGAGGCGAGUGGCAGCGAGCUAGGCAAGGUUGCUAAAACAACUGUAUUUUUAAAGUCCAUGGAUGACUUCGUUGUCGUUAAUGGCAUCUACGCCAAGUUCUUCGGCGAUCACAGACCAGCACGCUCUGCUGUUGAAGUUGCAAGACUCCCAAAGGACGUCUUGGUAGAAGUAGAGUGUAUUGCUAGCUUGAAAUAA